AUGGGCUUGCUGCAUAUCAUCCGAAAAGUCAAGUGCAAGGAGCAUGAAAUCCGCCUGCUGCUAGUGGGGCUGGACAAUGCCGGCAAGACGACGAUAGUGAAGCGGAUCAGCGGGGAGGACGCCAGCACCGUCAGCCCCACGCUGGGGUUCAACAUCAAGACGCUGGAAUUCGGCGGCUACCAGCUCAACGUGUGGGACGUGGGAGGGCAGAAGACGCUGCGGCCCUACUGGCGCAACUACUUUGAGCAGACGGAUGGGCUGGUGUGGGUGGUGGACAGCACCGACCGCCGCCGCCUGGCAGACUGCGCAGAGGAGCUGGGCAAGCUGCUGCUGGAGGAGCGGCUGGCGGGCGCCACGCUGCUCAUCAUGGCCAACAAGCAGGACGUGCCGGGGGCGCUGAGUGCAGAGGCGAUCCGGGAGGCGCUGCAGCUGGACUCGCUGGUGGGGCGCCAGUGGAGCAUCGUGGCAUGCAGCGCGGUGAAUGGCAGCGGGCUGCUGGAGGGCUUCCAGUGGAUGGUGCAGGAUGUGGCGUCACGCAUAUACCUGCUGGAUUGA
This is a messenger RNA of Chlorella variabilis, 555 nucleotides long. RefSeq lists its product as hypothetical. Lineage: Eukaryota; Viridiplantae; Chlorophyta; Trebouxiophyceae; Chlorellales; Chlorellaceae. Gene Ontology annotation, molecular function: GTPase activity; GTP binding. Gene Ontology annotation, cellular component: microtubule cytoskeleton; cytoplasm. Gene Ontology annotation, biological process: protein folding. The record is from RefSeq and is a predicted model, not a curated record. The coding region runs from base 1 to 555 and encodes 184 amino acids. The transcript is spliced from 5 exons.